AUGAGCAGCGGCAGCGAGUUGCCUAUUGUGAGGCCCAUAACAUUGAGCUCGAUUUUAGUAAAGUUGCAGUUGAUAGUCAAAGUCCCGGUGGAUUUUUUAACCGAUACGAGCACGGGUUCUUGCGACUACAUUGCAAAGCGAACAAGAAGAAUUUUGAAACGAUUCGCCGCCUUUCACCUAAGGAGCUGGUACACCCACAUAUCCACGCACAGAUUAAGUCCAUCAAGUUUUUGGGCAGUCGUCAUGGAAGUGGUCGUCUGCCGCAAGAAGGAGGUGGGGCCAGCGGCCCACUUUCCGAGGCUGCGGGAGGUUGGCAUGGCUCCACCAAGUCGAAGGCGGGCCCUAUUUUAG
This is a messenger RNA of Amoebophrya sp. A25, 351 nucleotides long. The record is from the annotation of a GenBank genome assembly. Lineage: Eukaryota; Dinophyceae; Syndiniales; Amoebophryaceae.